AUGUUGAGGCUAGCUAGAAACAUACAUAGGGCACAGCCAAGACUGCUGCCGCUGGCGUUGCAGAAGAACGUGCCCAGGGCAGGAUUCAGCGUGUCACUCAACAGAAACAAUGAGAGUGCAGCCACGGACAAGGAGACAGGCUUGCACAAGUACGCCGAUACGGUGAUUCUACCGAAAACAGAAUUCGGAAGCAGGUCUGACCAAAAGCUUAUUGAGACGGUUUUGAAGCCGCAGACCAUGCAAAAAUUGUACGAGUGGAACAUAUCUAGACCCUUGAAGGACAACCGGAUCGAAAACCUCUUUAUCUUCCACGACGGACCUCCGUACGCCAAUGGUAACUUGCACAUCGGACAUGCUCUUAACAAGGUCCUCAAGGACAUCAUCAACAGGUAUGAGCUCAUGCUGGGGAAAAAAGUGCACUAUGUUCCAGGAUGGGACUGCCACGGGUUGCCGAUCGAGUUGAAAACAUUGGAGAAGCUGGGGAAGGAGCGUAAAGAAGUGGAGAAGAAACUGAAGAAAGAUUUGAAAAAAGCUUCAAGUAAUGAAGAGAAGGAUCAGAUAAGGGCAAGAUUGCACAGCUUGAAGCACACAAGACUGUCUCCUACCGAUAUUGUGAGACUGUCCUCGGAGCAUGCCAUGAACACGCAGAAAAGCCAAUCCAAAGAAUUUCAAGAAAUAGGCAUCAUGGGUGAUUUUGAGCAUCCGUACAUGACAUUGAAGAAAAGAUUUGUUACUGACCAACUACGUGUGUUCAAAAAGUUCUUCGAUAAUGGCUUGGUCCGCAGACAAGAAAAACCAGUUUAUUGGGGUUGUGAAAAUGCAACGGCAUUGGCAGAAGGUGAGCUCGAGUACAAUCAACAGCACCAAUCCAAGGCAGCCUACGUGAAAUUCCCCAUUGUGGAAGUGAGUGAAGCUUUGCAGAAAAGCUUGGGCUCCGAAAUAAUUGAGGCCGGCAUUUCUGCUCUAAUUUGGACUUCGACCCCUUGGACAUUAGCAUCCAACUUGGCAAUUUCAAUAAACGAAGGUUUUGAGUACACAGUUAUUCACAAUGAGAAAUUCGGCAAUUUGGUGGUAUCUACAGAAUUGAUUCCAAGUUUGGAGGAAAUCUUCGAAUUCAGCAAAUCCGAAGUUGUAUUCAAGGGAUCCGAACUGUUAGGAUGCAAGUACGAGUCUCCUAUUUUGAAUAAUGGCCACAAGUAUCCGUUUUUGCAUGGAUCUCAUGUCACCAGUACCGCAGGUACUGGGCUUGUCCAUACUGCUCCAGGACACGGUCAGGACGAUUAUUUGGUGUGUUUGCAAAACGGAAUCAAGCCGUAUUCUCCAGUGGAUAAGUACGGGAAAUACACUGAUGCUCUUGGGGAGAAUUUGGCCGAACUCGUUGGCUUCAGAGUUCUUGGAGAAGGUAACGCCAAGAUGAUUGAAAGGAUCAAAGAGUUGGGUAUUUUAAUCCAUUUAAACGAAAAUUACAUACACUCAUAUCCUUACGACUGGAGAUCAAAGAAACCGAUCAUCAUACGUGCGACCCCGCAAUGGUUCAUAGAUGUUAGUAAAAUUAAAGAUGUCACUAUUGAAGCGUUGAAAAAGAAGGUGAACUUCCAUCCGGAGCGUGGAGUCAACAGAUUGACUUCAUUCAUCAAAACUAGAAACGAAUGGUGUAUUUCCAGACAGCGCAGUUGGGGGGUUCCUAUCCCCGUGCUCUAUCAUCGGGAGACUGGCGAAGUGUUGCUUGAUGAUGCAGUAAUUGGGAGGAUCAUCGAAGUAAUUGAGCUGGAGGGGAUCGAAGGCUGGUUUGAGCAGGUGGAGAAGUCGCAGCAAGGUGCCGAUAUAGGUAAAUGGUUACCAGACGAAUACCAACACCUGGCGAAGGACUACGUUCUAGGCACAGACACAAUGGAUGUCUGGUUCGACAGCGGCAGCAGUUGGAAGACGAUCGAACACUAUUUGGAGGACGAGGGGCUGCUGGAGCAGGCGAAAGCAAGAGGGUAUCUUUCCGACGUGUACCUCGAAGGGUCUGACCAACACCGGGGAUGGUUCCAGAGCAGUGUGUUGGCGAAGGUGGGCAGUGAGAUCAAUGGCAAUGGCGACGUCGUCAUGCCGUACAAAAACAUCAUCACCCACGGGUUCACGCUCGACGAGAAGGGAGAGAAGAUGUCCAAGAGUUUGGGGAACACAAUGUCCCCGGGGGACAUUCUCCAAGGGAACAAGCAGUUGGGUGUUCCGAAGAUCGGCAUCGACGGGUUGCGGCUCUGGGUGGCGCAGAGCGACUACACCAACGACAUCAACGUGGGGCCCACGAUUCUCAAGCACGUGGGCGACAACUUGAAGAAGCUGCGGUUCACGUUCAAGUUCCUCCUCGGGAACCUCAACGGCUUCGACACAGCCAAGUCCAGCCUACGCUACGAGGACAUGAACCGGUUGGACCAGUACGUGCUAAGCAGGCUCGCCAGGUUGAACGCCGAAUGUCUCCACGAGUACGAGGCACACAACUUCUUCAAGAUCGUCAAGCUCGUCAACCACUUCAUCAACGUCGACCUCUCCUCGAUCUACUUCGACGUCCGCAAGGACGCCCUCUACACGGACAGAGCCGACUCGCCGAAGCGGGUCUCCACGCUGGUGGCCUUCAACGAGGUUCUGCAUACCCUGGUGUCCAUCCUCGCUCCAAUCGUCCCGAUCAUCACCCAGGAGGUGUGGAACAGCCUGCCCGACGGCAUCAAGGGUGCCCUCGAUUCCCCGUUCCACCGUGGCUGGUACAACAGCGCCUACGUCCGCGUCAACGAGGACGUCGAAAACGACUUUGCACACCUUCUCGACCUCAAGGAUGCCGUCAACGGCAUGAUUGGCCAGCUCAGAGCAGCCAAACACAUCCGCAGUCCUCUCGAGUGUCGUGUGGUUCUUCAACCGGCCGUCCCAACACCUGGCGACGACUCCAUCGCCGUUGACGCCGUGCUUCCACGCUACUCCGACCCCGAGCUCGAAGACCUCUUUGUCGUAUCCAGCGUCGUCCGCAACGAGCCCAACCCCGUCGCCGACAGCCGCUUCCAUGUCCAAGAGUCUGUUCGGGGGGUGCAUCUUCAUGUCGUCGAGGCCCCCGGAGGGAAGUGUCCUCGGUGCUGGAAACACGCCCCAGUAAGCGCGGGGCUCUGCCUGCGGUGCGCGGACGCCGUGGGGGUGUCGAAGAGGUGA
Pichia membranifaciens NRRL Y-2026 is the source of this 3183-nucleotide messenger RNA. RefSeq lists its product as hypothetical. Gene Ontology annotation, biological process: isoleucyl-tRNA aminoacylation. The coding region runs from base 1 to 3183 and encodes 1060 amino acids. NCBI's taxonomy places the organism in Eukaryota, Fungi, Ascomycota, Pichiomycetes, Pichiales, Pichiaceae. The record is from RefSeq and is a predicted model, not a curated record. Gene Ontology annotation, cellular component: cytosol. The transcript has a single exon. Gene Ontology annotation, molecular function: aminoacyl-tRNA deacylase activity; isoleucine-tRNA ligase activity; ATP binding.